Messenger RNA from Gracilinanus agilis (Agile Gracile Mouse Opossum), 2079 nucleotides. RefSeq names its product chromosome 4 C17orf113 homolog (gene C4H17orf113). Bases 1 to 2058 code for a protein of 685 amino acids. Lineage: Eukaryota; Metazoa; Chordata; Mammalia; Didelphimorphia; Didelphidae. The transcript has 2 exons. The record is from RefSeq and is a predicted model, not a curated record.
AUGGUCCCCCCAGGGAAGAAGCCAGCCGGAGAGACUUCCAACUCGAACAAGAAAUGCAAACGCUAUUUCAACGAGCACUGGAAAGAAGAGUUCCCUUGGCUGGAGUUUGACUAUGAGCGAAAGCUGAUGUUUUGCUUGGAGUGUAGGCAAGCCCUUGUCCGGAAUAAGCAUGGCAAGGCAGAGAACGCCUUUACCGUGGGCACCGACAAUUUUCAGCGCCAUGCAUUGCUGCGCCAUGUGACUUCUGGGGCUCACCGCCAGGCCUUAGCUGUCAACCGAGAACAGCUGGCAUUUGAAGGUUGGGCAGGGGGAAGUGGUGGGUACCACCGAAACCUGCCCCUGCACUCAGCAGGCAUGGCUGCCGCCUCCUCCAUAGCGCCCAUCAAGGUGGAAGUGAACCCUGCCAAGGUGGCUGUGCUGACCACUGUUUACUGCAUGGCUAAGGAGGAUGUGCCAGAUGACCGCUGCCCUGCUCUACUGGAGCUUCAGAGAUUCAACCUUUGCCAGGCACUCCUGGGCACCGAGCAUGGCGAUUACUACAGCCCAGGCAGCGUGAAAGACAUGCAGGUGGCCAUUGCCAGGGUCCUGCACUCUGAAGACCACCAGCGGCUGAAGGCAUCCCCAUUUGUGGGACUAGUGCUGGAUGAGGUUGGGGAUGGUCCAGAGCCUCAUAGCCUGGCCCUCUUUGCCACCUCGGUGUCCCCCUUUGAUGGUCAGCCCGCCAGCACCUUCCUAGGAAGUGUGGAGCUAGCGGUAGGGGAGACCCCAGCUGGCCAGCUUCUGGACAUUCUGAAGUCCUUUGGUGUGCCUGCGCCCAAGCUGGCCUGGCUUGGCUCAGGACUCCCAAGUGAACGUCUAGGUGACCUAGGCCUACAACUUCGGGUCACCUGCCCGCUGCUGGCCGAGCUCCAUUGCCUUCCGAGCCGGGGUCACUCAGAAGCCCCUACCUAUGUGCGCGAGUACGAGAGUGUUCUGGAUGCCCUGUUUCGACUCUAUGGCGGCUCUGGGGCCCACGGGGUCCCAGAGCUCCGGGCAGCACUGGACCUAGCAGCCGUCAAUCUGACAGGACCACAGAGGGUGCCCUGGGCAUCUGUUUUGCCAGCUGUAGAAGCUGUGGCUGCCUCCUGGCCUCAACUUGUGCCCAUGCUAGAGGCUUCUUCCCCCACUUCUCCACCCACAAAGGCAUUGGCUCUUGCCCUCCGGCGGUUCACCUUCAUUGCCUUCACCUACCUCCUCUUGGACAUUUUGCCCACUCUACAGAAGCUCAGUCUCCUUCUUCAGCCUGAGGAUCCAGAUUUGGCCUUGCUCCAGCCCCUGGUCAUUACCACUGCUGCCUCCCUGCAGGCUCAGAGAGGCUCAGAUGGACCCUAUUUUCAAAGCUUCCUGCAGGCACUGGCCACCCCAAGCCCAGCUAGCAAUGGGGAUGGUGACCGCUAUUGCUAUCAAGGUGUGGAGUUGACAGACUGCUCCCCAGCCACUAUCCAGAGCUUUGAGGACCUCCGGGGGUCUUUCUUGGCCUCUCUCAGGAGAGGCCUGUGGGACUCCUUCCCAGGUCCCUCUCUGGACAUUGUGGCUGCAUUCGCUUCCAUCUUUGAUGGUCGACGCUACCCACAGUCCUUAGAAGAGCUGGGAGCCCACGGGGAAGGAGCUCUUCGGUUACUGCUCCGGGCAUAUGCCUCUGUGGUGGUUGGUGAGAGAGCACUGAGUGACUUCCCACUCUUUAAACGCAUUGUCUUCAGUUUGGGCCGGCUGGGCCCAAGAGACCUCUGCUGCAAGCUAGUCUGUGCCCACUCAGAGUUACAUGAGCUCUUUCCUGACUUUGCCAUCCUGGCUUCGCUAGUCUUGGUCCUUCCUGCUGGUGCCAGCCUUCUUGACAAGGUUGCCCGAAGCCGGGAGCUUCGGUGGUGGGACCAGGGAAGGGGAGAGGGAGGUGAUGGCCAGGGGAACCAUGUUGUGAAGAUUGCCGUGGACGGCCCUCCACUCCACGAAUUCGACUUUGCUUUGGCCAUUGAGUUGUUUGAGAGCGGUGGUGGUGGGUUGGAAUUUUUGGGCACGUAGAUCAAAUGAGAAGGCCUCAUA